CCUUCUCUCUCCUGCAGUCAUAUCAACCUCCCCUCCUCCCUCCCCAUCUCUCCUUCAGCCGGUUGAGAGUGGUUCGAUCACACUGCAGCUGCAGGGUAGCGGAAGAUAGAUAGCAGCAUGAGGAUGAGCUGUAACGGGUGCAGGGUGCUGCGCAAAGGGUGCAGCGAUGACUGCAGCAUCCGGCCAUGCCUUGAGUGGAUCAGGAACCCGGAGUCGCAGGCCAAUGCCACCGUCUUCCUCGCCAAGUUCUACGGCCGCGCCGGCCUCAUGAACCUCAUCAACGCCGGCCCCGAACACCUCCGCCCUGCUAUAUUCCGAUCCCUACUCUACGAGGCGUGCGGGCGGAUCGUGAACCCAAUCUAUGGUUCUGUCGGGCUGCUGUGGUCCGGCAGCUGGCAGCUCUGCCAGGCCGCUAUGGAGUCGGUGCUCAAGGGUUCUCCCAUCGUUCAAAUCCCUUCCGAGGCCGCCGCGGCCACGCCGGUGCCGCCGCUCAAGGCCUACGACAUUCGCCACGUCGCCAAGGACGCCGAGCUCCACAAGGUCAACAACAACCGGACACGGUUCAAGCGGCCCGGCGCCAAGCCGCACCCUUCGCCGACCGCACCGGUCGAGCCCGCCGAGCAGCCAGAGCCCGCUGGGGCCGACCUCAGCCACGAGUCGGCCGCCAGCCACGCGUCCCAGCCCAACGCUGGCGGCAGCGGCGGGGACGGUGACGGCAGGGAGAACGAGAGCGUGUUCUCGGCGGAUGCAGCGUCGCACGUGAGCCAGGGCGAGCUGAGCCCGGCCGAGGAGGGCGAGGUGGGGUUGGAGCUCACCCUCGGGCUGGAGCCCUGGCUGAGGCCCGACCGCGCGAUCCGGCCGGCGGGGGACUCUCGGUGCGACGUCAGCCGCUUGAAUGCGGACACGUGCAAGGUCGACCUUUGCCUGCAGCUGCCUGUGGCGUAAAAAGGGAAGCUUUCAGCACCAGGAUGAGACGGAGACAACGCGAAUGAAAGUUUUGAUGUUCUUGAGACGUCAUUUAAUGAACUAAACGUAAUCAAUCACAAUUAUCU
Musa acuminata subsp. malaccensis (wild Malaysian banana) is the source of this 1052-nucleotide messenger RNA. RefSeq names its product LOB domain-containing protein 40-like. Lineage: Eukaryota; Viridiplantae; Streptophyta; Magnoliopsida; Zingiberales; Musaceae. Gene Ontology annotation, biological process: regulation of gene expression. The record is from RefSeq and is a predicted model, not a curated record.